AGGAAUUGUUGCCUACGGUUCACCACAGGUUUUGCGUAUGGAAUUUAUGGAAAAAUUUCAAUAAACAAUGGAAGGAGUUGGAGUUGAGAGGAAUGUUGUGGGAUUGUGCCAGGGAAACUACUCGCCAUGGGUUUGAACAGAAGAUGCUUAGGCUAAAGAGGAGAAAUGAAGAAGCAUGGGCAUACUUGAACAAGUGGCCUAAAGAGUCAUGGACAAGAGCAUUUUUCAGUCAUGGACCAAAGAUGGACAACAUUUGUAACAACGGCUGUGAGGUAUUUAACUCAAGAAUUAAGGAGUUCAGAGCAAAGCCAAUUAUAACACUACUAGAGGAGGUUCGGAUGUUUGCAACGAGGUCAAUUGCCAAAAAUAAAGUCAAAUUAUCUCACCAUAUUGGCAAGCUACCCCCAAUCCAACAAAGUCGGCUACAGAAGAUCAGAAAAGACUCGCAAAAAUGGACACCUAUAUGGUGUGGAGAUGAUGGCUACCAAAGGUUUGAAAUUCACGGCUGGCCUACUAACAUGGCAGUUGAUUUAAGCAAAAGCAUCUGCACUUGUAGAUUCUGGCAGAUAACAGGCAUGCCGUGUGUCCAUGCACGUGCAGCAAUUUCAAGGAUAAAUAAAAAUCCUGAAGACUUUUGUCAUCAUUGGUUGACUAUGGAGGCAUAUAGGGCUACAUACAUGCAUUCCCUAAAUCCAAUACCGGGUGAGGAACUGUGGGAAAAAUCUGAAUACAACAGACCUCAAGCACCUAAAACUAGGAGAAUGCCAGGAAACUUUAAGAAGAAAAGGAGAAAGGACGCUGAUGAGGAGCCUUCGAGCAGUAAGAAGUCUAAAACUGCAACAAAGUUAAAGAGAAUCUACAAAGAAUUUACUUGUACCUACUGCGGUGUUAAAGGACACACUAAAAGAAGUUGUGCUCAUAGAAAAGCUGAUGAUAUUGCAAGUGCUCUUGCUGCUGCAGCAGCAGCUGUUGUAGCUAAAUCCAAAUCCCAAGAUGGAGCUAGUGCAAAUGCACCCGAUGAUGCUGCGACAACUGCUGGUAUACAAACUGUGGAUGCUCCACAGGUUUCGGAGAUUGACAUCACCCAUCCCACUGUUUCACAGCCAUAAAUUAUAGAGCAGGUGCCUCCACCUCCACCUCCACUCACAAGGCCGGAUAAGCUGCCGCAUAAAAGAAGAGCAACUCCCAGUGUGGACCCAAUGCAAGGAGCUAGUUCUGGGACAGCGUCAAAGUUUACUGAAUUUAUGAAAUUU
Arachis duranensis is the source of this 1253-nucleotide messenger RNA. RefSeq lists its product as uncharacterized. NCBI's taxonomy places the organism in Eukaryota, Viridiplantae, Streptophyta, Magnoliopsida, Fabales, Fabaceae. Gene Ontology annotation, molecular function: zinc ion binding. Bases 93 to 1109 code for a protein of 338 amino acids. The record is from RefSeq and is a predicted model, not a curated record. The transcript has 3 exons.